Oldenlandia corymbosa var. corymbosa is the source of this 1046-nucleotide messenger RNA. NCBI's taxonomy places the organism in Eukaryota, Viridiplantae, Streptophyta, Magnoliopsida, Gentianales, Rubiaceae. The record is from the annotation of a GenBank genome assembly.
AAAAAAAAAUGUUUAAAAAGUUAGAUCGUGGGAUGAGAUCUCACAUUCCGAAACUAAUUCAUCAUCAAACCUACCAAAAACCGAUACACAAUGAUUACACAUGCCACAUAGUAUAGUAUAUAUUUAAGGCCUUAACUGUAAUUACACCCAUGCACAGUUGUUCAUCUUUGUUAUAUCAUCAUCAACAAUAUAAUAAUACAAGUACUAAAUUCUUAAAAUCAGCAUCAGCAUUUCGAAAGGGCUAAAGAAGAAAGUUGUGAACUCAAAGAAAGAAGAAGUUAUCUCGCUUUCUUGUAUUCUUUCAUCUCUUUAUUUAUACCUUAAAAAUCCCUCGAGAGAGAGAUUCAUUCUCUAUGUUCAUGGCGGCAGCCACUUCUUCUUCUUCUUCUUCAAGCUUCUUCAACCUAAGACCCAACGAGGCGGCGGCCGUGAAGGUCCGAUCUCCGCCUUCUUGCGGCGGAGGAGGAGGAGGAGCCGGAGGAAGGAUUGACGGUAUGGCGAUGUGGAUAAUCAAUGGUGUUGCCACCGCUUUCUUUGCGUCCCUUGAAAGGUGUUCUUGCAUCCGUAUCGCCACCGUUGACGACGGUGACGGUGACGAUUCCAACGACUUGCCGUUGAUCUUUAACGACGGCAAUAGUUCUCUGGCGGCUGCUCGUGAUAUCAGUAGUUUUGGCCGGAAGAGAUCGUCGACGACGGGCAAAGGAAAGAAGAACGGAGUCUUGAUUUAUUGAAGACGUACGUACGUACCAAAAAUCAAACCAAAAAAAAAAGGGUGAUCUUUAGGGUUUUGAAGUCAAAUUUGAUACUAUUACGGAGGUGGAGAACGCACGGCACGAAGAAGACAUUCGUAUCUAGUGAUGGCCCAUUGAUGUGAAUGUGAUUGAAACCAAUAUAAAAAAAAAAUGGAAGACAAUAAAUUAAUAACGACAAUAGGCCCGUGAAUCAAUCUGUAAGUGAGCAAUUACAAAAAGAAGAAUGUCCCUAUUUCAAAACGAAAACAAAUAUGAACACUAGACCAAUCUGGCUUUGUCAUGGAUCGAUAUGGG